AUGGGCAACCGCUCUUCCAGCCACUAUCCACCACCGUCAGCAUGGUCCCAUGGGCCAUAUGGGGCUUACACAGUUCCCGCAGGAGCUUUUGAGGCAAAACGAGGGCUCAGUGGUGGUCCACCGGGAGCCUAUGCGGAGCCGUAUGUUCCCCAUCCACAGAUGCGUCGUUCGAUGAUAAGUCUGAACGCAGAUUCCGGCUAUAUGACAAGUCCAAGUGACUCGGAACGCCUAAGAAUGCGUGGAUCGAGAAUGUCCCUAAACCAUUUGGAUUUCGAACGGCAGAUGAUGUACCCGCCAGACCCGAAGACGAUGAAGAAGCUGGAGAAGAUGGAGAAGAAACAACAAAAAUUGCUGAAAAAGAUGGGACGAUCUGUGCCUCCAGCGGUUUUUCUGCCACCGCCACCUCCUAUGUACACUCGCGCAAUGUCUUUUGACGAUCUCAACAGGUAA
Molecule: messenger RNA, 450 nt
Organism: Strongylus vulgaris
Lineage: Eukaryota; Metazoa; Nematoda; Chromadorea; Rhabditida; Strongylidae
Source: the annotation of a GenBank genome assembly